Messenger RNA from Aspergillus puulaauensis, 1521 nucleotides. Its product is annotated as glycoside hydrolase family 32 protein. The record is from RefSeq and is a predicted model, not a curated record. Gene Ontology annotation, molecular function: sucrose alpha-glucosidase activity. Bases 1 to 1521 code for a protein of 506 amino acids. The transcript has 2 exons. Gene Ontology annotation, biological process: sucrose catabolic process. NCBI's taxonomy places the organism in Eukaryota, Fungi, Ascomycota, Eurotiomycetes, Eurotiales, Aspergillaceae.
AUGCGAGAGCUGCUUCAUAGUAUGGGCCCCCGGAGCUUUGGUUGCGCACGACACCACCGAUUGCCGCCACCAGUAGAGCCAAGCAGCUACGAGACGAAGGCGUCCAGGGCUCGGACAGGAGACUCCGUCUGGCAUCUCUUCUACCAGCACAACCCAACCGCGAACGUCUGGGGAAACCUGAACUGGGGCCACGCAACCAGCACUGACCUUCUCCACUGGACACACGAGCCCAUCGCAAUAACAAGCGAGAGCGGCAUCGAAGCGUUCACCGGGACUAGCUACUACGAUUCCGAAAACACAUCAGGGCUAGGCACCGUUGAGAGCCCGCCCUAUCUGGCCUGGUACACGGGAUACUUCCCGUCGAAUGGGACACAGGACCAGCGGCUUGCAUAUAGCGUUGAUUCCGGCGUCACUUGGACAAAGUUCGCUGGUAACCCUAUUAUCUCAGCGGCGCAGGAAGCGCCUCAUGAUACAACCAGGGGACUGGAGACUCGCGAUCCCAAGGUCUUCUUCCAUGAGGCAUCUGGCAAGUGGGUGAUGAUUCUUGCCCACGGUGGGCAGGAUAAAGUGACUUUCUGGACGUCUACCGAUACCAAGCAUUGGACCUGGGUGAGCGACCUUGGAACAGCCCAGGUAUCAGGCCUCCCGACAAACAUCACUGGGUGGGAGGUGCCCGACCUUUUCCAGCUCCCUAUCGAAGGCACAGGUGAGACUACCUGGGUGUUAAUUCUGACCCCGGCAAAGGGAUCUCCAGCUGGAGGGAACGGCGUCUUCGCCCUGACGGGUUCGUUUGAUGGCGAAACCUUCCAGCCGGAUCCUGUGGAUCCUGGGAAUCUAUGGCUUGACUAUGGGCGUGAUUUCGACGGCGCAAUGAGCUGGGAGAAUGUGCCUGGAUCAGAUGGGCGGCGGAUCCUGGCUGCGAUCUCAAACAGCUACGGCGAAAGCCCACCAACCGAUACCUGGAAAGGGAUGCUCUCGUUCCCUCGGACUCUGGCGCUGCAGCAGACUGGUUCUGCGAGGUCCUUUAUCCAGUGGCCUGUCAGUGAGAUUCUAACUGUAGGUUCGCCUUUAGCAACUAUACAAAACCAGACAAUUACCCCGGGCCAGGUGCUUCUCUCAUCUGUUCGUGGAACGGCAUUGGAUAUCGAGCUUGCAUUCACGGCACAGAACGAUGCGGUGUUGGCAUUGGCAGUUCGAAAGGCCGGAUCACAGCAAACAGUUAUUCAGUACACGCAGUCCACCGCGACACUGUCAGUUGACCGAAUAGCGAGUGGGGAUACAAGCUACGACGCUGCAGCAGGCGGCGUUCACAACGCUCCUCUGAAGCCCGAUGCCUCGGGGGUGGUUCAUAUCAGGGCACUGGUUGAUACUUGCUCUGUGGAAGUCUUUGGAGGGAAAGGGGAAGUCGUUAUCUCGGACCUCAUCUUCCCAGACGAGACUGCAGAUGGCCUGGCUCUGCAGGUAACUGGAGGGUCCGUCAUGUUGCGGAGUGUCGUGGUGAGUGAGGUCUCUCUUGAGUAG